ACCGUCAACGUUCUUUUGACGUCCUUCCCAGGAUUGAACCUCCCCUCCACUCUUUCCCUCCCCCUCUCCGCCGAUACGCCAAUCUCGCAACUUCAAGAUCGCAUUUAUGAACGCCUCCCAGCACACAACAGCCGCCUCAUCCUCACAACCAUCUCGAACAAGCAGCUGCCACGGACAUCAUCUGAUCCUAUCUCCAAGUUACUCUCUAGUCCUCAGGAUGACUUCCUCUCACUUCGGCUCGCCCUACCAAUGUGUGGUGGUAAGGGUGGAUUCGGCUCCCAACUACGAGCAGCAGGUGGUCGCAUGUCCUCAAAACGGAAGCGGAAUCAAGGCGAAGACAACGGAUCAAGCCGAAACCUGGACGGACGUCGGUUGCGAACAGUAAAUGAAGCAAAAGCAUUAGCAGAGUAUUUGGCAAUCAAACCGGAGAUGGCAAAGAAGGAAAAAGAGGAGAGACGGAAGCGAUGGGAACAAGUUGUUGAACUCGCCGAACGGAGGGAAGAGGAGAUCAGAUCUGGCAACAAGGGCAAGGUCGAUGGAAAAUGGGUUGAGGAUAAGGAGGAGGCCAACGAGAGAACUCGUGAAGCCGUACUGGCUGCUAUGAAGUCGGGCGAUUACAAGGACAAUCUCCUGGGAACGUCGCACGGCAGUGGUUCGGGAUCUGGUAACUCGGGAAGUGACGAUGAGGCGAUGGCUGGCACGAGCUCGAAGGAUACAACUCCGCCCUCGGAAUCGGAAGCUAAAGCCAAAACGAGGACUUUCUUUGGAUUCGAUGAUGACGAUGAGUUUAUGAGCAGUGACGAUGAUGAGAAAGCUGAGGAGAAGGAAGAGGAUGUAGAGGAAGUGGAGGAAGUGGAGGAAAUUGAGGAGGAUGAGGUUGAGGUUGAG
Hyaloscypha bicolor E is the source of this 888-nucleotide messenger RNA. RefSeq lists its product as uncharacterized. Gene Ontology annotation, cellular component: nucleus. The transcript has a single exon. Lineage: Eukaryota; Fungi; Ascomycota; Leotiomycetes; Helotiales; Hyaloscyphaceae. The record is from RefSeq and is a predicted model, not a curated record. The annotation marks the transcript as partial.